CGACCCUUCACGUGUUCAUUUCUUGUUGUCGCGGCGAAGGGAACAGACGUACCUGGAAGUCUCUGCGUCCUCGAGCGACAGAUUUUCGAAAGUUUACAUAAAAUUCUACCAACCAAGGUUGAAGCGGCGCCUAUACCAUGCCGAUACUUUCUUUGGAGUCCUUAGGGCUGGACGUGUUACGAGUAGAAGACCUAAAUUCUCUCAAUAACUGCUCUAAAGGGUUCACGUUUACGUUAGGAAAUGGUCAGCACUCGAUCUCUGGCAAUAACUGCCCAUCCAUAAAGACUGAUCUUACAAUGAACGAGGCAACUUCAGACCUAUCCUCAGUGAAGUCCGAAACUGCAAACUUGGCUCAAUGUCAAGAAUUUAACCCGUUCUUGUCAAACGACAAGGUAAGUGACAGCUUGGCCCUCCUGAUGGCCAGUCAAAUCUCUCAGAGUUGCGAGACUGAGGCAGUUGGCAGCCCAGAGUCCAGCUCGUGUGCCGUCGCAUCACCCAUGUCCACCAGUUCCCCAAGUGAACCCUCAAGCCCAUUCAGCCUGGACUGUUCAAGCACAGCUUCAUCUCCAGUUAUCGAAAGCACACACCAUCUCUGCUUUGAUGAAGACACUAUCAGCUCCCUAGCAUCGUUGUUGGACGACGACGUAAAUAACAACGAUCCCGGAUUUUGGGAAGAGGAGCCUAAAGCAAAAGUACGACGGACUUCCAUUUCCCAGUUAUCACCUGGCUCUGUAGCCCAGGUUCCAAGAAGUCCAGUGGGAGGUUUCGACUUCGGACUGGCAGUCUCUGACCCCAGUUUCAUGUGUGCAACCUUCAACCUAGAAGGUGCUUCUACAGAAAACGGAAACUGCUCUGUACCAGUCAGAACCAGUACCAAACCGAGUAGUCAACGCAAAGCAGCCAAGUCCAAGCCUCCUAGUUUGAACCUGUCCUUCCCAAACAGCGAUGCGGGUGCUCAACUGUCUGUACUUAUUCAGCCCGAGAAGCACCACCGAGCAAGAUACCUCACAGAGGGCAGCCGUGGCAGUGUCAAAGAUGAAUCACAACAGGCAUUUCCCACCUUGAAGCUUGAUGGAGUGACUGAAGGUGUGACAUUGCAUGUCUUUGUUGCGUCGGACCAAGGCAAAAUAAAACCACAUGGCUACUACCAAGCAUGCAAAGUGACGGGCAGGAAUACAACCCCAUGUAAAGAGAUAGAUAUUGAUGGGACAACCGUCAUAGAGAUACCUUGGGAGAACACUGGCAAUACUGGCAGUAUGGAGAUCAGUAUUGACUGCGUUGGUAUUCUGAAGUUGAGGAAUGCGGACGUUGAGCAGAGAAUAGGACUAGCAAGGUCAAAGAGGAAAAGUACUACAGUGCGUCUUGUAUUCAGAGUCUUCAUGAAGAGGCCUGAUGGUUCCAACACAGUACUGCAGGAAAUUUCCUCGCCCAUCUGCUGCACUCAGCCGCUUGGCCACCCUGAGAUAGUCAAGAAGAGCAUGGCAUGCUGCUCCGUCAAAGGAGACGAGGAUCUGUUCAUUAUUGGCAAAAACUUCAUAGCCAAACACACCAAGGUGAAGCUGCAGGAACUCUGCCCUCUUGGGAAAGUCCUCUGGGAAGGCAACUGUGAGAUGGACAAAACACUUUUCCACAAUACCCACAUUGUGUGCAAAGUACCGCCUUACAAAACUCUGGACAUUGAUAGACCUAAAGAAGUCUAUCUGGUUGUUACGAGCGGUCCAAACAAAACCAGUGAGCUCUAUGCUCAUCCCUUCAACUACAUGCCUUUGACUGAAUCUGAAAGGAAACCAGAGAGUAUUCCCAUGCAGUUGCCAUUGGGUAAUGUUACAGCCGUCAAUGUACCCGAAACUGUUGAGACUGCUUCGUCGCCUGUGAUGCAGCCAGUGCAACAGAGUGUGCCUCAAGCCGUGGCCUUCGGGAUUGACGGAGGAAAGAGCUUUGCAGACACACUGAAAGCAGCUGCACAACUUGAACUUAAAAGCCCUGGACUUCUUGCUAAGUUGGCUCGUCAGAAUUCCACCGCAUCAAGUUUUCUUGGGCUGAUAGUGGACUCGAGCGGCACUGCAGCUAUGGCUCUGGGACAGCCAGUGUUAAAAGAACUUAUGCAGUUAGGCAUUGUUGACGUUAAAGUGACAAAUAACGAAGAUGAAGUGGGCAUGAUGAACAUUGAGGAAAAGGGGUUGGUUAUAGAGGAAGGUACUUCUGAGGAGGCGCCACCCGAUGACAUUGAAAAUUUCCUUGCCUGGUGGAAGGAACAAGCUCACUUCAAUGGGACUGUCCCAACUGCGACUUUGGAUGAUGUUUCAUCCGUUCUUUCAUUGUAGAGGAUUCAGUGGCAACCGACGUUUGCGCGGCAUCUGACUUCAACAGUAAGAGUAGAUGAGAGAACACUGUAAAUAUUGUAUAUUAACCUAUAACCUCAAGAGGGGCAAUCGCAUUGCCAACGUAUGUGUACAUGUCUUUUUGUAUUUAGUUUUGUAAAUGCAUUCUUGCUUAGCAGAACCUUGAAUGUACAGAGCCGAUUAUAUUAAGCCAGAGGAUUUCAUUGUCUCUUAACCCCACGCAACAAAAGAUACAGAAACCAAUGACGAAAAAUUAAAGAGAUUUAUAGUAUCAUUUUUCACAACCACACCCUCAGUUCACAUGGUGAUCAUGCUGUAAAUGAGUACGCUUACCAGUUUUAAGGUUGCCAAGGGUUUUUGACCAUCAUUUUUUUGGCAGGUGAAUGUACAUUUGUAAAUAGUCUGAAUUGCUAUAUGUUUAUUGUUCGCAAAGCGUGUUUGUAUUGUUACAUACAGCAUAAAUAUUUAAAACAACUGGUUGUCAACCUCGUAAGCAGAAAUGUUUCUGUUGGUGCAUAGGGUGAAGCAGUGUAUUGCUUUUCAUUGCCCCCGCCCCAUUUUUCAUUUACGUAUAUUCUGUAACGCAAUGUAUAAUGUAUCAAAGUACUCAAAUAUUUGGAUGUAUCUAAUAUUGAAUUCGUUUACUGGAAGAUACUUUUUCAAUCAAAACAUUUUCACUAAGCCAAAUUCUCUACACUUGGUACUUGCUGUAGCCAUUGUCUUUGCAGUGUCAAUAACCAAAGAGGUUGCAAUUAUUUAUGCUUAAGAACAGGAAGAUAUUUGGGGGACGUUGACUUCCAGUAUAAGAGAGAAAUGCCGUACUUUGGUGAAAUUUACAAAACAAGUUUGGUGUGACUUCAACUCAAGUCCACUCUUGCCCGAUUAAAAAUUGUAUUUUGUGUUGACCCAAAUCACAGAUGAACAAAUACAUUGACCAUGUGACUUGGCAACUUGACCUGGAAGUGGGAUUCCCAUGAAAUAAUGUGGAUCUAGUUGUUUCAAUUCUCUUGCGAAGGGCAUGUUGAUGCUUUUAAGAGCUUUGGAAAUCAGCAAGACAGCUGUUAAAAAACUAGGCGAAGAAAUUGAGGUGUGUAAAAAAAUGCUUGAAAAAAGAAAUACUUCAGUAGUGCACUUGGUAAAAGCACUUACAAAUUGCAUGAAAACGCCAUGAAGUGGAAAACUACCUUAAUUCAUGUAAACGCAUAAGGGUUUCAGAAACGCAAAAUUUGUAAAGUUCAACAUUGACUUGAACUUCUCAAGCAAUAUCCAGCAGCUUGAAAUUCAUUUCGUAGUGCCAGGUCACAUGCCUUUUGUCAAGGACUUUGUUUUUCAGAAAUGUCAUAUACAUGUACUCGGCUUCCGUCCCUUUAUAAGACAGAUUGGUUGUAUAAUUUGGUUCACAGCUUUUGUACUAUUUAAAAGAUGGAAGGGGAAAACAGGGUACUUGAAUUUUCUUGUCAAGUUUAAUGCCCGAUUUUUGUAUGUGGGACAUCUUUUUCCCAUCUGACACUGGAAGUUAGACAUGUUCUGUUUCACACUGGAGUAGGUUUUUUUUUGUGAAACUCUAAACUUAGAUGUUCGAAGUGUGAACUGUUUUUCACAUCUUUCCCCCUGGAUGCAACAUGAAAGUACUUGUGCUUUGACCAGACGCUGUCAUGUCACAUUGGUUUUUAAUAGCUUGAAUUUUUUUCUUUCUGAUCCGUGGAAUCACUCUGAAGAAUCUUGUACAAGACUCAUAACCAACGUACAUUUUACUAAUUUGCCCGCCGCUGGUUCUUUUGCUCUGUAGACAACAGCCUUGCAGUUACUGAAUAAAAGUGAUCGUGCAUCGUCAUUGCAAAAUUGGAA
Molecule: messenger RNA, 4190 nt
Organism: Acanthaster planci (crown-of-thorns starfish)
Lineage: Eukaryota; Metazoa; Echinodermata; Asteroidea; Valvatida; Acanthasteridae
Product: nuclear factor of activated T-cells, cytoplasmic 4-like
Biological process (GO): regulation of transcription by RNA polymerase II
Cellular component (GO): transcription regulator complex
Molecular function (GO): RNA polymerase II cis-regulatory region sequence-specific DNA binding; DNA-binding transcription factor activity, RNA polymerase II-specific; transcription factor binding
Source: RefSeq, a predicted model, not a curated record